Histoplasma mississippiense is the source of this 975-nucleotide messenger RNA. RefSeq lists its product as hypothetical. Gene Ontology annotation, molecular function: cytochrome-b5 reductase activity, acting on NAD(P)H. The transcript has 4 exons. Gene Ontology annotation, biological process: ergosterol biosynthetic process. Bases 1 to 975 code for a protein of 324 amino acids. The record is from RefSeq and is a predicted model, not a curated record. Lineage: Eukaryota; Fungi; Ascomycota; Eurotiomycetes; Onygenales; Ajellomycetaceae.
AUGUUUGCACGAUAUACAUUCCGAUGCUCCCAGCCUCUAGCACAGAGUGUGCGAAAAUAUUCCUCAGAAGCCCCAGCAAAGUCAUCGCGAAUUCCGUUAAUUGGAGGCAUUACUCUCGCAGCUGGCGCCGGAUAUUACUACUACUGGCAAACUACUUCCGCGAAGUCUGAGCCGAAGGAACGCAGCACCGUCUUCAAGGGAGGGGACCAGGGAUGGAUUGGCCUCAAGCUGGCCCACAUCGACAAUGUCAACCAUAACGUCAAGAAACUCCGCUUCGAGUUUGAGGAUCCCGAAAGCGUUUCUGGUCUUCAUAUCGCGUCCGCCCUUCUGACCAAAUACAAGGGCCUAACGGACGAGAAGCCGACAAUUCGUCCUUACACUCCUGUCAGCGAUGAAGGUAUGUGGGCCAGCCUGGGGUACCUGGAUCUCCUGGUAAAGAGAUACCCCAACGGCCCGAUGUCCAACCACCUGCACAACAUGGCAGUAGGCCAACGGCUUGACUUCAAAGGCCCUCUUCCCAAGUAUCCAUGGGAGCCUAGCAAGCACGAUCACAUCUGCCUGAUCGCAGGCGGCACCGGGAUCACGCCCAUGUAUCAACUCGUCCGCAAGAUCUUCAGCAACCCCGAAGACAAGACCAAGGUGACGCUCGUCUUCGCCAACGUCACGGAGGAAGACAUCCUGCUGCGGAAGGAGUUCGAACAUCUCGAAAACACCUACCCUCGGCGCUUCCGUGCCUUUUACACCCUCGACAAACCGCCCAAGAACUGGGCGCAGGGCACCGGUUUCAUCACCAAGGACCUGCUCAAGACCGUGCUCCCCGAACCCAAGACAGAGAAUAUCAAGAUUUUCGUGUGUGGGCCGCCAGCCAUGUACAAGGCGAUCAGCGGGCAAAAGGUCAGCCCCAAGGACCAGGGCGAGCUCUCUGGCAUCCUGAAGGAGCUUGGAUAUAGCAAGGAGCAGGUGUACAAGUUUUAG